GCUGCCGCACUUCCACCGUCGGACCUUUAAAGCGUGACAUCCAGCGGAAGUAAACAAAACCAACGCUAGUAGCGUUAGCUACGUCCAUGCAGUGAAUGAGCUGGGUGAAAAUAUUGUAGUGAAAGCGCAGCUAAUUAUUGAAUUUCAUACAAACAACAAUGUCUUCAGUUGAGUGUUUGAGAGAGUUUGUCAACGAGCGACUAACAGCUGCUGCUGAAGAAAUAUUCAGAGUUUUUAAACAAACUAUCGUCGAGUACGAGGAAGAGAUCGACCGUCAGCGCAAACUGCUGGACAUCGUUUGGAAACCUGAAAUAAAGCUACACAGGAUAGAGCUCCCACAGCAGCAUGUCUGUAAGGAGGAGGAGGUUCUCACUGAGCAGCAGCUCUUAAACCAGGAGAGGAACUCCAGUCUGGACCAAGAGGACCCAGAGCCUCCACAGAUUAAAGAGGAACAGGAGGAACUGUGCACCAGUCAUGAAGGAGAGCCGCUUGAACUGAAGCUGGAGACUGAUGCCUUUAUGUUGACUCCUGCUGAUGAGGACAGUGUCCACAGUGAACCAGAACUACAAAGUGACCACCAGCUGCUCUCUGACAACUCUCAUGUAGCUGAGAGUCAGGACCAGAGAGGAGGCAAGCAUGGAGACUCAGGAUCAACUAGAGAUGCAGAGCCAGAACCAACGAAGAGACCUGACAGCAGUGAAAGUCACAGUGACAACGAGAACAACUCCAACUUGUCAGAGAUUCAACAGAGUACACUUACAGACAAGAAGUCUUUCAGAUGUGACACUUUUGGGAAAACUUUAAAAUGUAAGUCCCAAUUUCACUCACAACUGAAAACUCAUAUGAAAACCAACAUAAGUAAGUGGUAUACUUACAAUACAUGUGGGAGAGAUUUUAAAAUGAACAGUAACUCAAAAGACCACAUGAGAGUUCAUUCCAGCGAUGACGGCAAACCAGAACCAAAGAUCCAACAUAAUCCUCUCCCAGGCAAAAAGUCCUUCAAAUGUAAGACAUGUGGGAGAGAUUUCAAAUACAGGAGCUAUCUUAAAAUACACAUGAGAAGUCACACCGGAGAGAAGCCGUAUUCGUGCAAAACAUGUGGAAAAGACUUCCAAUCUACAAGUGGGUUUAAAAGUCACCUGAGAUCUCACUCGGGGGAGAAACCGUACAUUUGCAACACAUGUGGGAGAGGAUUCAAACAAAACUUCAACUGGAAAUUCCACAUGACAACCCAUACAAUUUAGAAGCCCUACAUUGUCAAGUGUGUGGGAUAAGACUAUUUUCUAGUUUGGUGAGACGGUUGGUUCCAGUGGUUUGUGGUGAGGAGCCACACAGUUGCAGCACUUGUUGGAAAAUGUAUAUUCUAUUCACAUACUUGAAGAAACAACUGAGUAUCAUAAACACAGGAGAAACCAUCGAGUGUUCAUCUGCUGAAUCAUAGACACUUUUGCAAUGGCUUCGUCUCUGUAACUGAAUGUAAAAUGUUUCCAUAAAGAUGAGAUGUGAUGUUCUAUGAUUCGCUGAUAUUUCUGUUAGCAACAGUAUUUCUUUGAAACAACUGUAAUCUCCCAAAUGGAGGAAAAAUAUUUGUUUGACAGUGAGAGCUCAGUGUUGGCUGUCAAGGUCACAGUGUGAGAUGUGUGUGUAGAUGGUUUUACCAAAUGGCAACUUUUGAACCAUCUCAGAGUCACUUUUAGUUAAAGUUUAACAAGGACUUAAAAUCAGUCUAUGUUAGUUAUGUAUGAAGCUGACUAAAGAUGUUGGCACAGAGUCAGAUUUUACUUUUGAGAGAGACAUCACUGUUUUAUUUUAUUAUAUAAGAAGUUCUAUUAAAUGUGGACUUGACUUGUUUUUGCUAUUUGUAUACACAACCUCAUUUAUAUAUCUGACCAACAGAAUAAAAGUCAUUUUUUGUUUCCCAGUUUUGCCACAUGAAUGAUUUAGAGGAUGAACUGAUUUUAUAAAUUGCUUGCUGUUUGAUGGCAGUUCAUUUUAGAA
Molecule: messenger RNA, 1998 nt
Organism: Acanthopagrus latus (yellowfin seabream)
Lineage: Eukaryota; Metazoa; Chordata; Actinopteri; Spariformes; Sparidae
Product: zinc finger and SCAN domain-containing protein 21-like
Exons: 2
Coding region: 159-1244 (361 amino acids)
Biological process (GO): regulation of transcription by RNA polymerase II
Molecular function (GO): RNA polymerase II cis-regulatory region sequence-specific DNA binding; DNA-binding transcription factor activity
Source: RefSeq, a predicted model, not a curated record